CUCUCGAGCAGCUCGAUCAGGCCAUGAACAAGGGCGACGCUUCCACCGUCUUCAAGCUUCAGAGCGCUAUCAAAUUCAACGGCGGAGAGGAUUUGACUUCGGAGGAAGAAACUAAUGUUGAAGAUCCCAUGAAAAUGGCUGGAGCGAUGUCAUGUAAACCACUCGUUUUUCAGGAAAAAUCUCGCUCCCGUCAGUGUGCGGCUUUGCAAGGCUCAGGAUGGGUGUGGCUUGGUGUUGACAAAGAGCUAAAGAAGCUUGUGGUGGAUACAACUCCCAAUCAGGAUCCACUCGGGAUAGAUGUUUGGGAGCAUGCAUACGACUUGCAGUACAAGAACGUGAGGCUGGAUUAUCUGAAGAACAUAUGGAAAGCCAUCAACUGGAAAAUACGCGAGUGAAGCUUAUGAGAAGGAAUACCAAUGAACGCAAAGGAAGAAACUUGAUCUCUGGGUUUGAUUUAUCGAGGUCUUCAAAAGUUUCCCAGGGUUCUUGUAAGUUUCUGUGAUGAAACUGAAUAAAGAGGAGCAGUGUUGAAGCUCUGUCUGUAAAUCCUGUUGUCUGAACAAAUGACAUGUUUUUAUUUCUUGGCUAAGUUUGAGAGCUUUUGCUUCGUGGAGUU
Messenger RNA from Tarenaya hassleriana, 616 nucleotides. Its product is annotated as superoxide dismutase [Mn] 1, mitochondrial-like. Bases 24 to 395 code for a protein of 123 amino acids. Gene Ontology annotation, molecular function: metal ion binding; superoxide dismutase activity. Gene Ontology annotation, biological process: superoxide metabolic process. The record is from RefSeq and is a predicted model, not a curated record. The transcript has 7 exons. Gene Ontology annotation, cellular component: mitochondrion. Lineage: Eukaryota; Viridiplantae; Streptophyta; Magnoliopsida; Brassicales; Cleomaceae.